AUGUACUCACGUAACCCGACCCGAUUUCGAUCCGCCAAACUCCUCGCCUCGAGGGCGGAGCGUUUACUUGGCGUCUCACCCCACGCGCCGCCACUCGAUAAUUCUACACCCUUCGAAUUCAGCGAAGACGACGUCGUUUUCGGUUUCGACUAUUCUCACUCUUCUUCUUCUUUUCCCACCCCCCGCCUCCCUCACCAAUACAACCUCCAUCAGCAUCAUCACAGAAAUCCUUCUCCCUUAGGUCCUCCAGAUUCGUCUGGAAUCCCUCCCGUCUCGCCGGAAAACAAAGAAUCUCCCAAUGUGGUAGACGGUUCGGAUCAUUUGGACGAUGAUAUCGACUCUGUUUCACUCUCGAGUUUCGUUUCCUCCAAUUCAUCUUCAUCCACCACAGCGCAACCGAUUCUCGUCCAGAGAUCGGCGUCAGACCGAACUCGGCCGUUUCCGUCGCUCGCGGCGACUAAAUUCUACCAUUCCGCGCCGAUUAAUAUUCCGAUUAUGACACCAGAGAUGGCAGCGCUAGCAAGGAAAUACGAAGAGGAAGAAGCACGAGAAUUGGCUGAGGAAGAGGAUUUCAAGAACAAGAUUCCUCCGCAUGAGUUUCUCGCGAAACAAGUGGAUUUUUCGCGGAUGCAUUCGUGUUCGUUGUUCGAAGGAGUUGGAAGAACCCUAAAGGGAAGAGAUAUGCGGAAAGUUCGGAAUGCCGUUUUGAGCCAAACAGGUUUCAUUGAUUGA
Lathyrus sativus (Indian pea) is the source of this 732-nucleotide messenger RNA. The record is from the annotation of a GenBank genome assembly. Lineage: Eukaryota; Viridiplantae; Streptophyta; Magnoliopsida; Fabales; Fabaceae.